CACGUAAAUCAUCGUAUUCAAAUGAUGGAAGGAAAACACGUUGUUGUUAUUGGUGGUGGGUCGUACAGAAUGAGAAACUUCUGGCUGGAUGCCAAAAAAUAUAGUAUAAAGGUUAUACUUGUGGAAUCUGAUCCAAAUCAUAUUGCACGAGAUCUUGUGCAUUGUUUUAUAGAGUAUGAUUUCUCUGAUCAUACGAGGGACCGUCUGAGUUACAAAUCAGCGAUUAUAGCAAACUCGAAAUCACAAACACAGAAUGUGCUGAGCAUGAACAUAAAUGAAAAUGAUGCGUCAAAUACUGAUGUAUUUUCUUCACUGGCAGUUCAUCUAAGAAGUGAUUCGGACUGUGAAAUAAUACCGGAAAGUUUUAAGUUUCCGGCGAUACUGAAACUAGAUAAUUGUUCAGGAGGUGUCGGAGCGUGCAUGGUUAAAAGCAAAGAAGAACUGAAGAAACAAUUUCAACAAAUUACAAGUUCUCUAAGCACAGAUUCGGACUUUCCCGGGAUAGGACUCAGUCGCGGCAAUUCAAUGACAGCAUCUGAAUUUCACUCUGGUACAGAACAUAAUGUUGAUGUCAUUUUGUAUGACAAAACUCUUGUAUGGGCAUCUAUAACUGAUAGCGGGUUAGUGAGACAGCCAUAUUAUAUAGGUACUGCUAAACGUCUACCUUCAUUUCUACCAGACGACAGCUGCAAACAGCUGAUAGACGCUGCUUUCAAAUGUUGCUUAGGGAUAGGUCUAACGGAUGGAACGUUCAACGUUGAGUUAAUUAUGACAACAAACGGACCGAAACUGAUAGAAAUCAAUCCAAGAAUGUGUGGAUUCGUCUUCAGGGAUUGGAUAAUGAAAUUGUACGGAAUUGAUAUCAUGUUAUAUACAAUGAUGAUAUCUUGUGGAAUAAAACCUGAAAUACCAAACAUUUCAACGGACACAAUACAGAUGGGCGUAAUGGUUAUACCAUCUUUACAUGGAAAACUUUUGACAGAUGAGCAUUACAAAAAUAAAUUGAGUGAAAUGAUUGAUCGUGGCGAAGUCUUUUUUCUACAGUUUAUUGAAAGUUUAGAGCAUCUGUCUACUUACGAGGAGCCGUUUGGGAAUGUUUCUGUGUCUGGUAUAAAUCCGAGGGAAGUAAAGAGAAAGUUGCUGGAUAUAUGUAGAGCGCUCGACAUUGACCAAAACGAUUACCAGGUUGACACUUUUAUAAGAAACUUCUGAGUGUCAAAAUGUAUUAUGAACAUGUUUGUCUUGAUUUUUUUCAAUGGAGAUA
This is a messenger RNA of Ruditapes philippinarum (Manila clam), 1264 nucleotides long. RefSeq names its product carnosine synthase 1-like. The annotation marks the transcript as partial. Lineage: Eukaryota; Metazoa; Mollusca; Bivalvia; Venerida; Veneridae. Gene Ontology annotation, molecular function: carnosine synthase activity; ATP hydrolysis activity; ATP binding. The transcript is spliced from 6 exons. The record is from RefSeq and is a predicted model, not a curated record. Gene Ontology annotation, biological process: carnosine biosynthetic process.